This is a messenger RNA of Pistacia vera, 1050 nucleotides long. RefSeq names its product leucine-rich repeat protein 1-like. Bases 156 to 809 code for a protein of 217 amino acids. The transcript has 7 exons. NCBI's taxonomy places the organism in Eukaryota, Viridiplantae, Streptophyta, Magnoliopsida, Sapindales, Anacardiaceae. Gene Ontology annotation, molecular function: protein binding. The record is from RefSeq and is a predicted model, not a curated record.
UACAACAAAGGCUUGAUUCCUUGCUUCCAUGCUUUAAACAAACAUAACUACCACAACUCUCUCCAUCUCCGUCUCCAUCUCAAAAUUCCCCAGUAGCAUCUUGACUCUUUUAAAGUAGCUCAGAAUAACCUUCAACUUUCAAAGUUUUGUUUGCAAUGGCGAUCUCGACUCUGCUUGGUCCCCUUUUUGUUUUACUUUUAUCAACUGCUUUGGCUACUACAAACGCUAACACAGAAGGGGAUGCUCUAUACGCGUUGAGAAGAGCUGUUAAGGAUCCACAAGGUGUUCUUGAAAGCUGGGAUCCGACUCUGGUGGAUCCUUGUACUUGGUUUCAUGUCACUUGUGACUCUGAUAAUCGGGUUACCCGUCUAGACCUUGGAAAUGGAAAGCUGUCGGGCAGACUAGUCCCCGAGCUGGGGAAGCUAGAACGUUUGCAAUAUCUGGAACUAUACAUGAACAACUUGGUGGGUCCUGUACCGGAGGCACUUGGAGGACUUAAGAGCCUUAUUAGCUUUGAUCUUUAUCACAAUAACCUUACCGGGCCCAUCCCUUCUUCACUCUCAAGCCUCUCUAAUCUCAAAUUCUUGAGACUUAACGGUAACAGAUUGACUGGAAGGAUUCCAAGGGAUCUUACCAAACUUGGAAGCCUCAAGAUCCUUGAUGUGUCAAACAAUAAUUUGUGCGGAACAAUUCCGACAUCGGGCUCGUUCUCAAAGUUCUCAGAGGAAAGUUUUAUGAAUAAUCCAAGACUAGAGGGACCAGAAUUGAUGGGAUUUGUGAGAUACGAUGUAGGAGGAGACUGUAAAUGACGCACCAAAGAACAAAGAGGCAACAACCACCUUGACCAAUUCCAUAAUAAUGUCUCUUUAUAUGGAAAUGGCUACAUAUUUUUCUAAUUUUAGUGACUGAUUAGGGCAUUACAACAAGAUAGUGUUCUUGUAAUUUAGCGGAGAUAUCCUUAUCUUCACGCAUGUGAUAUUAAGUUUCAGCCAUCUGUAUUUGUUUUUUUCCUCUUAUAUAUAUAUAAAUAAUAUAGUAUAUAUCUUUUGC